GGGGGAGUCCUGCCUCUUUGCCUUCCUCAGAUCAAUGCCCUGGCCACUCACUUUCUGAUGUUGCACGACGGGAAAUGCUUUGAAUACUUGCGACAUGGCUGCGCGCAUUGAUUGCCAAGAUUGACAGCAGCUCUACCCAUCGUCUUCUCUUGUCUGAGUGUGAGCGAGAGGGAGAUAAAGAACAGAACAGGCGAACAACAAAAGGUACUUGUAGUUUCGGACAGCUGAACUUCACAGAGAGUAGACGGGAUCCCCUCAUAUGGCCCCGUGUGAGCAGACUUAAGUUUUCGCUCAACAGAUAGCUCAGUGAUCAUUUUUUUCCUACAAAGUGUGUAGUCUGCUAGUGUUUACGCACGGGAAAGGACGCAUUAAUACCAUCUCCACGGCUCAGAUCAUCAAGGUUUUUACAUGAAUUCAAAAUCAACCGACCAGUGAUCGCUGGAAGCUGGGGAUUGAGUCUUUCAGUUUUUAACCCCACACGCUGACAUGGAGGGCUUUCUUCGUAGCAGCUUUUUACUGAGCAGAGUCAUGUCUUCCAAGCAAGCCACGUCUCCCUUCGCAUCCGUGGUUGAUGGGGAUGACGCCAUGAGUCAGGAGCACUUGUCUUGGGAGAAAGAGGAGAGUGCCGAGGCCCAUGGCACCCCACAGCUGCCCCUCCACAGCCUGCUCCAUGGAAAAGCCCAUCCCGAUGAAAUGCAGCCACUCAGCAGCGUGCCGCCAGAAAGCGACUGGGACAGCCUGGUGUCAGCCCAACAGCGCAUGGAAUCUGACAGCAAUAAAGUAUGUUCCCUGUACUCCUUCCGGAACAAUUCCACUUCCCCACACAAGCCGGAGGAGGGGGCCCGGGAGCGAAGUGACCUGCUGAGCGGAUCAGCGUUUGGAACUCCGGAGCGCCGCAAAGGAAGCCUGGCAGACGUAGUGGACACGCUGAAGCAGAAGAAACUGGAGGAGAUGACAAAGACAGAGCAAGACGAUUCCUCAUGCAUGGAGAAACUUCUUUCUAAAGACUGGAAAGAGAAGAUGGAGAGGCUCAACACCAGUGAACUGUUGGCAGAAGUAAAAGGUACUCCAGAGAGCCUGGCAGAAAAGGAACACCAGCUCUCCACAAUGAUCACCCAGCUGAUCAGCCUGCGAGAGCAGCUUCUGGCUGCCCACGAUGAACAGAAGAAGCUCGCCGCCUCACAGAUGGAGAAACAGAGGCAGCAAAUGGAGUUAGCUCGUCAGCAGCAGGAGCAGAUUGCAAGACAACAGCAGCAGCUUCUGCAGCAGCAGCACAAAAUCAACCUCCUCCAGCAACAGAUCCAGCAGGUCCAGGGUCACAUGCCUCCGCUCAUGAUCCCCAUUUUUCCACACGACCAACGCACUCUGGCAGCAGCAGCCGCCGCCCAGCAAGGAUUUCUCUUCCCUCCGGGAAUGUCUUAUAAGCCAGGUGAUAACUACCCGGUGCAGUUCAUUCCAUCCACAAUGGCAGCUGCAGCAGCGUCAGGACUCAGCCCCCUCCAGCUUCAGCAACUGUAUGCCGCCCAGCUUGCCAGCAUGCAGGUCUCUCCUGGAGCCAAGAUGCCUCCGCUCCCCCAGCCCAUCAAUGCUAGCGGGCCCAUUUCUCCCUCUUCUCUGAAGAAUGACAAGAGUUCCUCCAGCCCCAUCACUCAAGUCAAGGAGGAGGGAACACAGCCGCUCAACCUGUCUGCUCGGCCAAAGACGACAGACCUGGUUAAAUCCCCCACGUCCCCGACACAAAACCUGUUCCUCGGCAGUAAAAGCAGCCCUAACAGUCUCCUCGGCAAGGGUGGGAUCCCCAGCCCACUUGGAGGAGGCCUGGGUCGAGGCUCGUCUCUAGAUAUUCUGUCCAGCCUAAACUCUACCGCGCUGUUCGGGGACCAGGACACAGUGAUGAAGGCCAUCCAGGAGGCUCGGAAAAUGAGGGAGCAGAUCCAGAGGGAACAGCUGCAACAUCACCAGCAGGGCAUGGAGGCAAAGCUGUCCGCCCUCAGUUCAGUGGGCCUCAACAACUGCAGAGCUGACAAGGAGAGGGCACAUUUUGAGAGCAUCGGGCACCACCUCGGCAAGCUGGGUGAGGAAGGGAAGAUCGGCCACAGAGUUAUUGACCUCACCAGGCCAGAGGACCUUGAUGGGUCCAAGGAGCUAAAUGGCUCUGAAUCUGCAGAUAAACCUCAACCCUAUUAUUGUUGGCCAACAGGAGGCGCUGGAUCUACUGAGGCAAGAGUCUUUAGGGAAGCCAGAGGACGGAACAACAACGAGCCCCACAUUAAACGGCCAAUGAAUGCAUUCAUGGUGUGGGCUAAGGACGAGCGGCGCAAGAUCCUCCAAGCUUUCCCCGACAUGCACAAUUCUAACAUAAGCAAGAUUUUGGGUUCUCGGUGGAAGUCCAUGUCUAACCAGGACAAGCAGCCAUACUAUGAAGAGCAGGCCCGUCUGAGUAAGCUCCACCUAGAGAAGUACCCAAACUACAAGUACAAGCCACGGCCUAAGAGGACCUGCAUCAUCGACGGCAAAAAACUCCGCAUUGGAGAGUACAAGCAGAUGAUGCGCUCACGGCGACAAGAAAUGAGGCAGUUCUUCACUGUGGGACAGCCACCACAGAUCCCCAUCACCACCAGCGCCAGUAUGGUCUAUCCCGGGGCCAUUACCAUGGCGACCACCACACCCUCACCUCAGAUGACAUCAGAGUGCUCGAGUGCCUCAGCGAGUCCCGAGCCAUCCAUUCCCGUCAUUCAGAGCACCUACAACAUGAAGCUAGAGCCCAACACCAUGGCGAACAACAGCGAGCCGGUCAACGGCGAGGACGAGAUGGACAUGUACGAGGAUUUCGAGGACGAGCCCAAAUCAGACUAUAGUAGUGAAAAUGACACACAAGAGCCAGUCAGCGCCAACUGAGACCUCUGGAACGGGAGAGGCCAAUAGAGACACAACACUCAUACGGGAGGACGCCCAGAGGGCUGGUCUGAUCUGAGGGAGCGAAAGAGCAAAAGAAAAACAAAACUACACCACAAAGGUUUAAAACUGUACAAAAAAAAUAAAAAUAAAAAAAAAAAUUAAAUAAUAAUAAUAACGAUGUAUCAUUUAGGAGCCAGCAUGCAGAUGUGGCUUCAUCAGAAUCAAAAGCUAUUUGGUCUUAAGUGUUUCUUCAAGUGUGUGAAGCAGUUUGGUUGUGGUAAUUUAGAUUUUUUUUUUUUUUUUUCUAUUUCAUUGUUCAUUUUUUUUCAUUGUGAUCAUGGACAUUUACACAAUUAGGUCAAUGCCUAGAACAAAAGACGGAACUUGAAAUUGAACGUUUGAUAUGAACCUAUAAUUCUUACGGUCAUUUACCUUGUUUUUCCUCUUCAAUUAGAUGAUUUUGAUAUAUUGCAUAACUGUUCAAGAUGGGGAUAAUAUUCUCACUCAGGUAUAGUGUGCCAGCCAACAGCUUGUGAAUGUUUUUAAUCAAUAAUUAAUUAUUACCAGUACAAAAUAUCUCAAAAUUCAUAUGGAGUGAUUCCGACUUAUUACAGAGGGAAAUUACACAUUAUUAUUAUAUUAUUAUUAUUAUUAUUUGUGUUUUGUUGUUAUUGUUAUUUCACAAACUGCAUAAUUGAGUGCAGAAGUGCCAAACAUUUCAAGUUGUUUCUAAAGUCUUUUGGGAGAGGCUUCGUGAGUCUUGGACAAUCUCUUGAUCUCUUAAUACAUUUUCAUUAUCCAGUCUUUCUUUAAUUUACCCUAACAGAAUAAACAAAUGAAACUCAGGAACUUGGAGGCAGCAGGCUCUGCGGGAGGUUACAGUAGGCGAUGUCUUUGGGUGGUAGCUUGAGAUGCUAUAGCUGUUCUCCGGGGAGCCCAAUGCAGUGAUCAUCAAUGAAAGCGGCCAGCCCUUUCAUUUCCUCAUCCCAGUCCACACAGAGCACUGUGGCGUCCUUAACUCAUUUCCAGCUCUGCAACCCAGUCUGAAUCACCAAGUUCUUAAUCAGAGUGAUUGUAAUCAGGCCAGAAUGCUAAAGGGCCAAAGGCCUCCAAUCUGUGGGAUUGGAACAGCAGCGAAAGGCAGCUUUGGGGGCAUUACAAUCUCAAAUUGAUGUUGUACAAUGUGUAGCUACAUUGCGUUCUGCUAAACGCUUUAGCCCCAUUUGGACGGCAAGUUUAAAGUCUUACGUCUUAGAACUUCAUUUUUUUUUUUCGAAUCUUAAUUCUUUUGAGACAUUGUAAAUCUUAAAUUGACACUAAGAAGUCUUAAAGCGGAGCACGGCCAUUGGGUUGAUGCAAUGAGUUGAUUACUGCCGUAGUCUUAAGAGGAGUGACUGUUUGUAUUUAUAAACUGAGGGAAAGGCUAAAAUCUUAUGGUUGUUUCUUAAAUUACCUCAUCAGGGGUAACUUAAAACACUGAUUUUUGCAUUAGUGCACUUAAAUCUUAUUCUGUCACCCUUGAGCCUUAUGUUGUUAUUUUUUAAUAAUCUUAUCAGCGACUGGAACGCACUUAACUCUUGCAUUUAAAACAGGACAGCAUGCAAUGACUCUAAAACAAGGGGCACAAAGUCUCUGUCCUAAUUUCAGCUAAAAAGCUCACAAGUGGUGACCUUCUGGAGACUGCAGCAAGAUAAAGCACGGCCUUGAUGUUGAGACUCAGAUCCUCUUUACAGGGCAGAAGGUCUAAGUGGCUCCCCUCCCUGCCAUGCCCUGCUCUGACCCCUGCCCGUGGCAACCUCAGCACCCAGGGGGCGCCAUCUGGCUCGGAGAAGGAGAAAACACCAGGGAGGGACGGGAAACAAUAAAAAUGGGGUGUGUGUCCCUCAUUGUGCUCUCCAUCAAAGUGCUGGUGGUAAGGCCUCAACAGGGCUCCCACCCUGGCCCAAUCACCAGGCACUGGCGAGCAGAUGGAACAAGUACAUCAAGCUGUGGGGGAUUAUUAAAAUGACUGACGACUGGGUAUCAUCUGAAAUACAGCAUUAUUAAUGCAUGAGUCCAGCUAUUCCCCUCCCUUGCCCUUGAACCUGUCCAUUUCAGAAAGAGCACAGAGCUUUUUGAAGGAUCUGAAUGGCUGGUCACUGGCUUUAACUGGUCACCAUCCCCACUGCUGGUCACUGCAUUUUUCUCCUAGCUCUAACUGCUACAGAUGGCUCUAUAUAUCUCUUAUACAUUAUCUUCUGUGCUCUAAUCGUAUCUGUGCUGGCUUCUGCUUUUCGGAGGCAUUUAUAUUAAGUCUUGUAGGUUUUUUUUUUUAACCACCCCAUUCAUAAUUCCUUUUUUUCCCCCACGUCACAUCUUUUUCUACAUUGUUCUCACGCUGAGGUACAAAACAUUUCAAGGAUGCUCUCUGACAAACAAACAACCCCCCCCCCCCCCCCAAGUGGAUUUCCCUCCAAGUCAACCUGUUUGGUAUUUUUAAGCUGUUUGCUCCUGUUUGCUGGUGGUUAGAUUGAUUUGUAUGUGAUUGUAAAUAUUUUCAUGACCACGCCACACUGCUUUAGUUGGCUGGUAGUUAAAAAGGACUCUUCACGGAACUGAAACUUGACUGUGCUUAUAUAGCAAAGAGAGAAAAAAAGACAAAAAAACACACAAAAAAAAUGAGAGAAAAAAAUGACAAGAACUCACGAGGAGAUGAUGUUUCAUAAGUGUUAUAAGCACUGGAUAUAAAUUGUAUUUUUAUCAAUUCUGAUUAAUGUGAAGCUGUUUGAGGAAAAAAAAAAAACACCAUGAAUGAACAAAAUUCCCCAGUUGGACUCAAGUGGGUUUGCUCUCACAGUUGCCAGAUUUGAGUCAAUUUUCUUUUUUUUUUUUUUUUUUUUGUCUACUUAUUUUGUUUAUUUAUGCAAAGACUCAUGUGAUGAAUGAACACUUUGUUUAAGCUUCAGGGCUGCCUAGGGGAGAGAGACUCAGCACAAGAAAGUGAGCAGAAAAUUCAACAGCAGGCUCGGUUAGCCGUCAAACACCAGACUUCAGACUUCAGUGCAUUGUACAUUGUAUUUGAAACUGUAGAGUAUCAACAUAUUGUAUUUAUUAUCAGCCAUUGCUGGCUCUAAAACUGUCAGUAAAAACAACAACAUGGACAAUCAGAGAUAGAGACAAAAAAAAAAAAAAAAAAAUCGGAUGAAUUGGAGCUAAAAAAAAAAAAAAAAAAAAGGUUUUCAGUGAAUUCACCAUCUCAUUUAGAUUUUAUUGUAAAUAUAACAUAGGAAAUAUAUUUUUGUUCAUUAGUGAAGUAUAAGUUAUGUAUUUGGCUGUUCUAUUUUAUUUUUUAUGUUUUAUUUUUGUACGUGGUUUCAUGUUUUUAAAACCUGACAAGUCACUGUACCUCAUGUAGAUGCUGAAUUUUUUUUUUCCUGCUUAUUGGAAGAGAGCAGUAUUGGACCUGAGACAGAGAGAAGCACCUCACUGCGCUUACGGAUUAUUCAAAGAACCAAUCAGAAUAAAAGCUGGUUACAUUUGUUAACACAGAGGAGCCAUUACAAGUAAGGUACUCGUUUAAACAACAAGCACUUGACGUAAAAGACUUAUUAAAUAAUUAGUCUCCAAUCAUGAUACAAUCUAAAUGACAUGCUGUAUAUGCUCACUUGUGUUUUGUGUUUAUUGCAGCACUCAUGGUAAAUUUAACAUGAGGAGCUGAUAUCCUUAAAAAAAAAUCUGCAUGCAUUUGGCUUGCAUUCACAUUACCACAAUAAAAAAGGCGUUUUUUUCAUGAUUGUUUCAAACACAAGUGACACAAGUUUUUUUGUUGUUUUUAAAAGGUGGGAGCGUGCAAAUAUUUAUUUGUUUCAAUGCGCAGACACUGUGCAUUCUUCUUAGUUAAUUCUCUCCUCGUCAUCUUUUUGUAUGUUGCUGAUUUUUUUUUUUUUAAAUGAACAUGUUCACGACUAUCCAGCCAUCUGCAAAUGUAGCCCUCACAAUUGUUUUCUCUUAAUCCACUUGCAAAUGGUUUGAACGAACAACUGAAGACAAAAGCUCGAAUGCUGUUUCAACAUUACUUACUGUAAUUUGAUUUUUUUAUUUUUUUUUUCCUGUCUGAACUUCGUGAUGUAUAUGGUGGGAAUGUUCUCUGUGUUAAUUUAAUCAGCACAAUUCACUGACAUGCUGGACUGACAUGCUAGCUGCUGUUCAGAAGUGUAAAAUUUGUUGUUCAGGGCAACAUUUAUAGUUGUCUUUGGUACUUGCUUUUUAGAGUUGUCUCUCAAGCAACACUGUGUGUGGCUCUUCUAUCACUGGAGCCGUCGUUUUGAAAUUGCUGGCAGCCUGAUACAAUUUUCUGCGUAGAAAUCUUUUUUGUUUUUUCCUUCCUGGCAGGUACCUAGGCCCACGGCAAGUAUUGUUUGGGUGUUAUUAGAGAAAAUGAAAUACAUAGUGUCUGUUGCUGCUUUUAAAAAAAAGUUUAUGUCUGAAUAUGUAAAUAGUUUAUCAUAAUAUCUUGUACAGUCCAAUGUAAAGUUUUUAAUUCAACUUAAAAAAAAAUGUUGCCAUCACAUUUGUGUUCACAUUCUUCUUUAUACAGUACAAAAGAUCCAUUAUUUGCUAGGGGUAUUAUUGCUAAAAAGAAAAAAAAUGAAAAUGUUAUUAAUUUUUUUUUUUUUUUUUUAAUGUUUGUUUUGUUUUGCUUGGCUUCAAAGUGUACACCAGCAAGUCUUUGGUUUCCAUGUGCAGUAUUGACGUGAGGUAAACUUAAGGUGAAUAAUUUUACAGUGGUGUGUGUGGAGAGCAGUCUCCUCGGCUUUGGUAGUAUUAAUACACUAUAUCAAGUAAAAACAAAACCAAUGAGUGACACAUUCGGGUGCGUCUAGGCACCGCAGAGAUGUGUUUACUGUAUAUGAUUAAAUUAUCCCCACAGGAUCAAUUCAGGCAUAUUAUAAUGUAACACCAUUUUCUGUAUGUCUCAGUCCAUUGUAACAAUGCAACAGUGGGAUGAAUAACUGCCUGUUUAAGCUCAUUUACCUCAAGAAUUUCCUCCUUUUCUGUAAAAGAGACAGAAAUUGUGUUACAGAAAACUUCUCCCAUCACUCCAUCUUUUGUACUGCUGUUGACACUUACAAAUUAAAGAGACAUUUUGUUUUAA
Messenger RNA from Epinephelus fuscoguttatus (brown-marbled grouper), 8032 nucleotides. RefSeq names its product SRY-box transcription factor 6 (gene sox6). Gene Ontology annotation, molecular function: RNA polymerase II cis-regulatory region sequence-specific DNA binding; DNA-binding transcription factor activity, RNA polymerase II-specific. The transcript is spliced from 17 exons. Gene Ontology annotation, cellular component: nucleus. Bases 487 to 2898 code for a protein of 803 amino acids. Lineage: Eukaryota; Metazoa; Chordata; Actinopteri; Perciformes; Serranidae. The record is from RefSeq and is a predicted model, not a curated record. Gene Ontology annotation, biological process: central nervous system development; positive regulation of chondrocyte differentiation; cell fate commitment.